Molecule: messenger RNA, 2582 nt
Organism: Betta splendens (Siamese fighting fish)
Lineage: Eukaryota; Metazoa; Chordata; Actinopteri; Anabantiformes; Osphronemidae
Gene: ehd1a
Product: EH-domain containing 1a
Exons: 6
Coding region: 405-2003 (532 amino acids)
Biological process (GO): clathrin-dependent synaptic vesicle endocytosis; endosomal transport
Cellular component (GO): intracellular vesicle; presynaptic membrane; clathrin-coated pit
Molecular function (GO): calcium ion binding; molecular adaptor activity; protein binding
Source: RefSeq, a predicted model, not a curated record
UCCGGGUGCCCCUUCUUUGGUGGUGUUGAACUGGCAGUCGCCGGUUAGAAAGCGAGUUAGCUAACUGCUAAAGGAGUUGUAACGACUUUACAGCCGCAUUUGUGCGGGCGAUAUACGAUACCCUAGUAUCUAGAAGUAGAUAUUUGUGUUGCAGUGUGGCUGGCUGUCUCACGUUUGCCAACGUCAGCUAAAGAGUGAGUCCUCCCUGAAUGAGUGACUCGCAGUAGGCGCUAGCUAGCGAAGAGGAGGGUGGGGACAGCACCUCCAAGACCUCGCCCAAGCGUUACUUCACUCCAGCAGGCAGCUGCUCUCUAGACGGUGUGAGACCCACGCCACCAAACCGUAUAAAUAUUCUAAGGGGAGAGUGGCACACUAGUGUCAACUGAGACCAGCAAUCGGUAACGAUGUUCAGGAAGAACUUGAAGAAGGACCCGGAGCUGUUUCAAAACGUGUCUGAUGGGCUGCGGCGGCUGUACCGGACCAAGCUGUUCCCACUAGAGGACACGUAUCGAUUCCACGACUUCCACUCGCCCGCGCUGGAAGAUGCCGACUUCGACAACAAGCCCAUGGUCCUGCUGGUGGGUCAGUACUCCACCGGGAAAACCACCUUCAUCCGCCACCUCAUGGAGCAGGACUUCCCCGGUAUGCGGAUUGGCCCGGAGCCGACCACAGACUCUUUCAUCGCGGUGAUGCACGGUGACCAGGAGGGCGUGAUACCAGGCAACGCUCUGGUCGUCGACCCAAAGAAACCCUUCCGGAAACUCAACGCCUUCGGCAACGCGUUUCUCAACAGGUUCAUGUGUGCCCAGAUGCCGAACCCUGUCCUGGAGAGCAUCAGUAUCGUUGAUACCCCUGGCAUCCUGUCUGGGGAGAAGCAGAGGAUUAGCAGAGGUUAUGACUUCGCUGCAGUAUUGGAGUGGUUUGCAGAACGCGUGGACCGCAUCAUCCUCCUGUUUGACGCCCACAAGCUUGACAUCUCGGACGAGUUUUCGGAGGUGAUCCGAGCUCUCAAGAACCACGAGGACAAGAUGCGCGUGGUGCUGAACAAGGCGGACCAGAUUAGCACCCAGCAGCUGAUGAGGGUCUAUGGAGCGCUGAUGUGGUCCCUGGGCAAAAUCAUCAACACACCUGAGGUGGUCCGCGUGUACAUCGGUUCAUUCUGGGCUCAGCCUCUGUUGGUCCCAGACAACAGAAAGCUGUUUGAAGCAGAGGAGCAAGAUCUCUUCUUGGACAUCCAGUCUCUGCCACGUAACGCAGCGCUUCGCAAACUUAACGACCUCAUUAAGCGAGCACGCCUCGCCAAGGUUCACGCCUACAUUAUCAGCUGUCUGAAAAAGGAGAUGCCAAGUGUGUUUGGAAAAGACUCCAAGAAAAAGGAGCUCAUAGCCAACCUGGGGGAGAUCUAUCAUAAGAUUGAGAAGGAGCACCAGAUCUCACCUGGAGACUUCCCCAAUCUUGCCAAGAUGCAGGAGCUGCUGAAUGGCCAGGACUUUUCCAAAUUUGCAGCACUGAAGCCCAAGUUGCUGGAGUCAGUGGAGGACAUGCUUGCUAAUGACAUCGCUCGCCUUAUGGCUCUUGUGCGUCAGGAAGAAGCCUCCAUGCCCACCCAGAUAGUGAAGGGUGGAGCCUUUGAAGGAACCAUGACUGGUCCCUUUGGUCACGGCUAUGGGGAGGGUGCUGGCGAAGGCAUUGACGAGUUGGAGUGGGUGGUGGGCCGUGACAAACCCACAUAUGAUGAGAUCUUCUACACCCUGUCUCCCAUCAAUGGCAAAGUGUCUGGUGCUGCAGCCAAGAAGGAGAUGCUGAAGUCCAAGCUCCCCAACACAGUGCUGGGAAAGAUCUGGAAGCUAGCAGAUGUGGAUAAAGAUGGCCUCCUCGAUGACGAGGAGUUCGCCCUUGCGAACCACCUGAUUAAGGUGAAGCUGGAGGGCCACGAGCUGCCACCAACGCUUCCUGAUCACCUUGUGCCUCCAUCCAAACGUGGCACCACCCUCCAGGCCUAAAAAAGGGAGACAGCAGCCUGGAGAAGAGCUAAAGCAGCGCUUUGCAUCAUGUUUAGGACUCUCCAGAAAACAAGUACAAGCAUGAACAGCAUCUUCCUCCAUCAAGCUGUGAAUCUCUGGGCAUCCUAACACACCACAAGGAGGCAUUGCUGUGAUCUUUAUCACCAGAGAGAGACUGAAGGGUUUCUGUGGGGUGGGGGACGGCAGAUCUAUCUGUGUGCAUUAGGAUAUAAAAAAAAGGGGACAGGAGGGUUCUAUUUACCACCCAGUGAAAGGACAUUACUCCAUGAUGAACUGAUGAGUAGUUGAAGGCUGCAUGAUGGGGCUAAGCGUGAAUUUGUGAAUCCUGUGUUAAAUAUGUCUUAUAAGCAUACAGUUAACAUUAUUAUGUUGGUCUAAAGAAAUAUACUUUAUUUUUCAUUUGGAAAGAGAGGAAAUAAAGAAAACAACUGUUAGAAGUGUUUUAUCUAUAUUUUUGUAUUUCCUGACUGUUAACUUUGACUCUUUCCAAAUGCUUCCCUUUUUAUUAUUUGCCAGAUAAAUGAACAUAAAAUAAAAAAGUGAAAUAUUUACCAUUCA